CAUCUCGAAUAUUUUCCAUGUAAACUCCUAAAUCAAUAUCUCUCACGAAUAUUUUCCGUGAAAAUUCACAAAUAUUUGUCCCUUACUCUGUCUUGCAUCGUCCGCUGUGAAAAAAAGAACUCACUGGGAAUGCUUUAGAAGAUAUUCGCCCUGCUACAUACUGCUUGCAGUUGCCUUGUGAGGAAAGUUUUCUUAAUGCAGUUUCAAUGUUUUGCGAGGAAGUUUUCUGGUUUGCCACUUCCGCUAGUUUCUAUUGUGCCUCCUUGUCCAAGAGAGGCCCAUUUUUGGUAUGUCAUGCCUGAUGAGGUAGAGGACAAAAUCCUCUUGAGUCAAUAUGCAAAGCUACUAUCUCCAGAGGAAAAGGAAGACAUAUCUCGUAUGGGAGGAGAUAAGCUUCAGAAGCAUGCCCUAAUUACGCGUACUUUGGUGCGAACCACUCUGGCUAGAUAUUCCCAAGAACGCCCUGAAUCAUUGAAGUUCAGGAAGAACAAAUAUGGAAAGCCGGAGGUAGAAUGGCAACCUAGGGCACAUCAGGUUCCACCGUCCUUGCACUUCAACCUCUCACAUACUUCUUCAUUAAUUGCCUGUGGUGUGACCAUAGACUCUCCUGUUGGCAUCGAUGUAGAAGAGAAACAGAGGAAGAUGAGGAAUGACAUCCUCUCUUUCGCUAAACGUUACUUAUCCUCCCAGGAAGUGGAGUAUUUAUGUGCCCUAAAGGACCCUGAGAUUCAACGACAAGAACUCUUGAAGUUGUGGACUCUCAAGGAAGCAUAUGUUAAGGCAUUGGGUAGGGGAUUUUCGGGAGCACCCUUUAAGGAUUUUACAAUACAUCUAAGAGCCAUGGGGGACUUGAAAUCUCUAAAUGAAGAAUCCGACAUAGUUCUAGAAGCUUCUGGAAACAUAGCUGGUGUCUCAUCAACUUGGCAAUUUGCACUGUUUGAGUUGGCGAAUUCACACUAUGCUGCAAUCUGCAUGGAGCAGAAUGAUAAUAGCAAUGAAGUUGAUAGCAGUGGGAUGAUCAAGUUGAAGGCAUGGAAGACCAUCCCUUACAUAGAGGAUGAAUGCAUAUCUGGAACUGAUUCGAUCGUUAAAAUCAUUGGUUCUGCAAAUGGAGCAGGUGUGUUCUGAAUUAAAAAAUGGUUUUGUGAUUAAAUUUGAAGGUUCAGGGACAUCCAUGGACAUACCGUCCCAAAUUUAUUGAUCAAUCAUAUCGAUCACCUGGAUAUUGAAUCUGAAAGAAAGAGGAAAUUUGAAUUCUAAAA
Amborella trichopoda is the source of this 1262-nucleotide messenger RNA. Lineage: Eukaryota; Viridiplantae; Streptophyta; Magnoliopsida; Amborellales; Amborellaceae. The record is from RefSeq and is a predicted model, not a curated record.